Tyto alba (common barn owl) is the source of this 1322-nucleotide messenger RNA. RefSeq lists its product as uncharacterized. The coding region runs from base 165 to 1079 and encodes 304 amino acids. The transcript is spliced from 2 exons. The record is from RefSeq and is a predicted model, not a curated record. Lineage: Eukaryota; Metazoa; Chordata; Aves; Strigiformes; Tytonidae.
CUCAGUCCCUCCCCUAAUGACAGGUCAGGGCUCUCAACCUCGAGGAACGCCUUCGGGCAGCGUCCCAAGCCGCGGGAACCCCACGGAGUUUCCGUGGGCCGUGUCCCGACCCAAGGGGAGAGCCCUUCCCUGCAGCACGCUGCUGCGGGCAGGACGAGCCCCAAAUGGCUCCCCCAGGGACUCCAUUUACACCCCAGCCCAAUCUGACCUGUGGGCAGUCCCAGCCCCUCUUGACCCAGAACCCCAAUUACUCUCAAGCCCUGAGAACAAGGGCGCCGGAAAGGUUCCACAGCCAGGAAGCCACAUUUUCAUCAGGCGGCUGCACCUGCCACGGCUUCCCAGAAGCAAAGCCUUUAUUUUCAGGGCCCCGCCGGGGAAACCCCAGCCUGCUCCCUCCAAGACGGUUCCGUGCCGUGGGGGCUCUCCCGGGGAGCGCGGCAGGGCUGAGCCUCAGCAGGGUUCAGGGCCUGGCUUCCAGGCGUGCCUCCUCCUUCCCCUGGGCAGACAUGCUGCAGGGCAGAGGGCGAGUGCGAAAUCUCCAGUGCCCAGUUGGAGGUUUUCGUGGGAUCUGGCGAGUGGCAGCUGAGGAGAAGGUGCUGACGUGCAUCAGGGUGAGUGCAAAAGUCACGCUGUGGCCCCUGACACCCAGGGCUGCAGAGAAGGGCACUGCCAGGGGUCCAGGGUGCCCCCAAACUCAUGCCAAGAGCCCAGGAAGCACAAAGAGGGACCUGGGGGGUCCGGCCGCCACCUCUUGUGCUUCCAGGGAGCCCUGCUGGCUUCCAAGGAGCCCACUCUGCCCAGCCCGUCCGUCUGCCCCGCGGGCGAGCGCUGCGGAGGUGCUGGGAGAGGGGAGGAGGCCGGGGGGUCCGCAGAGCGUGCAGGGAGGUGGGAGCCUCGGAGAGGUGGCCUUGGGCAACCCUGUGCCCCCGGACACAGCGCGCCAGGGGCUGUUUCCCUCGGCCACGGGGCCUGUGUGUGUGCAGAGAGGUUCUGAGCACACAGGCCCCUCUGCCCGGCCAGCCUCUGCCCCGGCCCCGCCCAGCCCCCAGCGCCAUCUGAUGUCACUGAGCCUUUCAUGACGUCAGCACAUUCGUUCCCUAGACCUUGGUUACCGGCGGUGACCUGACCACACAGUGCCUGGCGGUGCUGGCUGUGUGCUGGUGCUGUGCUGGUGCUGUGCUGCUUGUGCUGUGCUGCGGGCUGGUACUGGACGUGCUGUUGGUACUGGUGGCGCUGGUGCCGGAGCUGCCACUGGUGCUGGUGCCAGCGGUGCUGGUGGUACAGCUGGUGCCAGCGGUGCUGGUGGUACAGCUGGUGCCGCU